Molecule: messenger RNA, 2387 nt
Organism: Ruditapes philippinarum (Manila clam)
Lineage: Eukaryota; Metazoa; Mollusca; Bivalvia; Venerida; Veneridae
Product: gamma-tubulin complex component 4-like
Exons: 16
Coding region: 70-2055 (661 amino acids)
Biological process (GO): meiotic cell cycle; spindle assembly; microtubule nucleation
Cellular component (GO): equatorial microtubule organizing center; spindle pole; gamma-tubulin complex
Molecular function (GO): microtubule minus-end binding; gamma-tubulin binding
Source: RefSeq, a predicted model, not a curated record
GCAACGCCAUUAAUCAAGCUCGCUAAAUUUCAACUUCCUGCCUCCAAUCAAACAAAUUCAAAAAACAAGAUGCUCCAUGAAGUGUUAUUGGCUUUAUUGGGUCAUACAGGCGGUGUCAUCAAGGAUACAGGAAAUGGGCUGAAGAUUCAAAGUGAUCUACCAUUUCUAUCAUCAUCUGAUGAGGAACAGUUGAAUUAUCUGUGUAGACUUGGUACUCAUUUCUCUACACUCAACACAUUCAUAAAGAAAUAUGGGACUGGACCAUGCCUACCCCCACAAGGUGUAAAACAAGAAGGACUUGCAGGCCUGUAUUUGAAGGCAUUUUGUAGUGGCCUUGACAAAGUACUUGGUAGCUACAGGGCAAAUAUACUAGAACUGGAGACCAAUUUAAUGAAGGACCCUCAUCUCUCAGUAUCUCAUCUAGUGUGCCAACUUCAACAGUACCAAUUGUUGCUUCCAGCUUUAGUUUCUGUAGUUGAACAGGUCACAAGUCAUAAGGCACAUGGUUGUUAUAUACUGGAUAUAAUACACAGACAUAGUGAAACAGGCCAUCCUCUUGUCAAAGAUGUCCUUACAAGAGUGUUACAUGUAUGUCAUGGUGUGUUAUUCAAGCAUCUAUGCAGCUGGUUAUUGUAUGGAUAUGUUUACGAUCCAUACAAGGAGUUUUUCAUCCAACCAAAUGAAGGGGAAUCACAUGAUCAGUCACAUGACCAAACUAGCCAAUCACAGGACGAUGAUGAUGAUCUAGGAAUUAUGGGAGUAACAGGAAGACAGCUGCAGAAAUUACUGAAAAUGAACACCCCGGACAGUAGUUCAUCGACAAGUCAUCUGUUCUCAAUAAAAUCAGAUCUGUUGCCAGGAUACAUACCUGUACGUGUAGCCAGCAAAAUUUUGUUUGUUGGAGAAUCCAUUCAGAUGUUUCAAGAAAAAGGAAAAUCAGCCGUGUCACGUGGGAAAAGUAAUAUUUUAGAAGGAAAACAAGAGAAGUUUGCUAAAGAUCUACAUCAGCUUGCCCAGGAGCUGCCCUUCAACAGUAUGAAGUUUGAAUCUCUUAUAAAUGACAUCAGAACACAAGUAGCUGAAGUACUGUGGAAGAUCUUAAUAGAGGAAGCAGACCUGUUGGCACAUUUACGUAUUAUAAAAGAUUUCUACCUGCUUGGUCGUGGUGAACUGUACUUGGCGUUUAUAGACCAGGCACAACAUCUACUGCGUGUCCCUGUGUCCGCUACUACAGAACAUGAUGUAAAUGCAGCGUACCUGUGUGCUGCUAGGAACGUUUUAUUUCAUGAUGAGGCAUUACUACAGAGGUUCAGACUCUCCGUUAAACAAGCACCUAAACCACAGAAAAAGGAUUCCACAAGCAGUAGUGGGAGUAGCCAGUCAUCUACAGUGGUGGACAUAGGUUGGAAUAGUCUGUCCUUGAAAUAUUCAGUACAAUGGCCGCUGCAUAUAUUCUUUACUCCAGUUGUUUUAGAAAAGUAUAACAGAGUGUUCAGAUUCCUGCUAGUGGUCAGACGGACGCAACUUGAUCUUCAUCAGUGCUGGAUCAUACAGAUGAGUAGAAAACACGGAACUAACGAGCCGGCCGAGGCGUUAAAAUGGCAGCUUAGAAAUCAUAUGUCAUUCCUAGUUGAUAAUUUACAAUAUUAUCUUCAAGUUGAUGUGAUAGAAUCUCAGUAUGGUAUACUAGUAGAGAAGAUCAAAACCACCCGAGAUUACGAGGCCGUCAAGUUGGCCCACGAUCAUUUUCUCUCUGCCCUUCUUGCCCAGAGCUUUGUCCAUAUGAAGUCUGUUGCCCAUUGUUUAUAUGAGAUUUUGGAUCAGUGUACAGUGUUUACCUCCCUUGUUGUACGCUGUGAAACACCUAUGUCACAUAAUGAUGCCUUGCAACUGGAAAACAUUGCCAAGAAUUUACAGCGCCAGUCAAGCUUGUUAUUUAAGAUGUUGUCAAGUGUAAGAAGUAACAGUUCCAGUCCACAUUUAGCACAGCUAUUACUACGCCUCGAUUUUAAUAAAUUCUUCUCCAUAUCUGGUGGCCAGUUAGGAAGUUACUGAAUGGGAUUUUAUAGACCUACAGAAUGAAUGCUAAACUGUGAUAAAAGUGCCAUAUUGAACUGGAGAAAUAUUGUAUACAUUCAAUCAACAGAGAAAGAACAUCUUGUACACAUUACAUAUAGAGAUUUUUGGGAAAGCUAUGACCAGAAAAGGAUAAAUUAGCUAAUAAAUAUGUGCUGCUAUGUUACUUUAACUUGUCAGAUUUAUUCAAUAGAAUACAUUUGUAUUGGUAAAAUGCCUGAUUUGAAGGGGGGAAAAAAAACUUUUCUGUAAUACAUGUAUAAAGAAACUUGUUAUGCAGUUGCAAUUUUAACAAAAUAGGCACUUGAAUU